GAAGCACGAGUCUGACGUCUGAUACAGGGGAAAAGUCGCCGAUUUGUACUGUAUUGGGGGCGUCGAGGCUGGGGCCGAAGAUGUGGAUCUUAGUAUGCUGCAUUAGCUUUUUACUCGCUGUUUGCAGGGCGGACGACAUCGUGGUGGGCUGUGGGGGAUUUGUCAAGUCGGACGUGGAGAUUAAUUACUCACUUAUUGAGAUUAAGUUGUACACCAAGCAAGGAUCCUUAAAAUACCAGACGGACUGUGCACCGAUAAACGGAUACUUUAUGAUCCCUCUCUAUGACAAGGGAGAUUUUGUGUUGAAGAUUGAGCCACCUGUGGGAUGGAGCUUUGAGCCUACUAGCGUGGAUCUCCACGUAGAUGGAACCAAUGACAUCUGCACCAAAGGAGAAGACAUUAACUUCGUUUUCACGGGCUUCUCCGUGUCGGGAACGGUGUUAAGCAAAGGGCAGCAGCAGGGUCCUGCGGGGGUGGAGGUGAGCCUGCGUAAGGAAGGAGCCGAGGGCAGCCUGCAGACUGUCCUUACACAGCAAGGAGGAAAGUACACCUUCUUCAAAGUACUGCCUGGCAGUUAUGACAUCACUGCAUCCCAUCCAUCCUGGACUUUAGAGAAGAGCAGUACUUCAGUGUGGGUCUCCAACGCCAAUGCUCCAGCCACACUGCCCCUGGUGGUGGGAGGCUACGAUGUUUCAGGGGAAGUGCGUAGUGAUGGGGAGCCCAUGAAGGAGGUCACCUUCUUGCUCUUCUCAGCCACAGUCAGGAAGGAGGACAUCACUGGGUGUAACAGCGCCCCCGUGGAAGGCUCGUUGCCUGGUGAUGCCGCCCUCUCCUUCCUGUGCAGCGUUGUCUCUCGGGAGGACGGCGCGUUCACCUUCCCCUCACUGGCCAGCGGGGAGUACACCGUGGUUCCUUACUACAGAGGAGAGAGGAUCACCUUUGACGUAGCUCCCUCUCGCAUGGUCUUCAGAGUGGAGCAUGACAGCCUGCAGCUAGAGCCGAUCUUCCGUGUGAUGGGCUUCUCCGUGACCGGCAGGGUGCUGAACCGGCCCGAAGGGGAGGGCGUGCCCAGCGCCACAGUGACUCUCAACAACCAGAUCAAGGUGGUAACCAAGGAAGACGGAUCCUUCCGCUUGGAGAACAUGACGGCGGGUACCUACACCAUCCGCGCCCACAAGGAGCUCAUGUUCUUCGACCCCGUCACCGUGAAGAUCGCCCCCAACACGCCUCAGCUUCCCGACAUCAUUACUACUGGGUUCAGCAUAUGCGGUCAGAUCUCCAUCAGCCGGCUUCCCGAAGGCCUGAAACAGCAGGGCCGGUACCGAGUGACACUCACGCCCCGCGGGCAGGAUAAGGCUUCUAGCCGCACUGUCGAGUCUGACCAGCAGGGGGAGUUCUGCUUCCAGGCAAAACCUGGGGACUACAGUGUUCAGGUCUCUCUCCCCGAGGCCGAAGUGAAGGCCGGCCUGGCCCUGCAGCCUCAGGCCCUUGACGUCUCGCUUGUCGACCAGCCUUUGUCCAAUCUUCUCUUCACCCAGUUCAUGGCCUCCGUUUCCGGCAAGGUCUCCUGCCUGGCGGCCUGUGGGGACCUGACGGUGACCCUGCAGCCUGUGAGCCGCCCUGGGGACAGGGUGAACGUGCAGCUCUCCGGGAGGGGCGACUCACUCACCUUCUCCUUCGUGGACGUCCUGCCCGGCAAAUACAAAUUGAGUAUCUCCCACGAGGAGUGGUGUUGGAAGCACAAGUCCAUGGAGGUGGAGGUGCUGCAGGCUGACGUGCUUGGGGUGGAGUUCCGGCAGACGGGCUACAUGCUGCGCUGCGCCCUGUCGCAUGCCAUCACGCUGGAGUUCUUCCAGGAUGGCAGCAAGCCUGAGAACGUGGGUGUCUACAACCUUACGAAGGGGGUCAACCGUUUCUGCCUCUCCAAACCAGGCGUGUACAAGGUGACGCCCCGUUCCUGCCACCAGUUUGAGCAAGAUUAUUAUACAUAUGACACCUCCGCCCCCAGCAUCCUGACGCUGACGGCAGUCAGACACCACAUGACUGGCCUCAUCACCACCGACAAGAUCCUGGACGUCACUGUCACCAUCAAAUCGUCCAUCGAGAGCGAACCGGCCCUGGUCCUGGGGCCUCUGAGGUCCCUGCAGGAGCAGCGGCAGGAGCAGCAGCUGCUGGAGAUUGAGCUACGGCGGCAGGAGAGGGAGCGACGCGGGGAGGAGGACCCCGGUGCCAAGGAGAGCCCCCCGGUGCAGGAGCGGGCAGAGGAGCUGCGCGGGCCCUUCCACUAUGAGUUCUCCUACUGGGCCAGGGCUGGGGAGAAGGUCACUGUGACCCCAUCAUCCAAGGAGCUGCUAUUCUACCCCCCCGAAGUGGAGGCCACCAUCACAGGCGAGGGCUGCCCGGGCCGGCUGGUGGACAUAAUGGGGAGGGCCGGCCUCUUCCUAGAGGGCCAGCUGUCUCCGGGGCUGGAGGGCGUGGAGAUAUCCAUCAGCGAGAGAGGGGCCCACACUGCACUAAUCACCGUCCUCACUAACGAGAGGGGAGCCUACAGAGUAGGGCCCCUGCACAGUAACCUGCAGUAUGACAUCAGCGCUCGCAAGGAAGGCUUCGUCCUGACGGCCGUAGAGGGAACGCAGGGCGACUUCAAGGCCUUCGCCCUGGCGGGAGUCACUUUCGAGAUCAAGUCGGAAGACGGCCAGCCUCUCUCCGGGGUGCUGCUGUCCCUCAGCGGGGCGCAGUUCCGCUCCAACCUCCUCACCCAGGACACCGGCCUCCUCACGUUCAACAACCUGAGCCCCGGCCAGUACUACUACAAGCCCAUGAUGAAGGAGUACCGCUUCGAGCCGGCAUCCCAGAUGAUCGAGGUGGAGGAGGGCCAGAUGCUGAGCAUUGCCAUCACCGGCUUCAAAACCGCGUACAGCUGCUAUGGUGCGGUGCUGUCCCUGAGCGGAGAUGCAGAGCAGGGCGUGGCGGUGGAGGCCGUGGGGCAGGGUGAAUGCAGCCUGUACAGCGAGGACACCGUCACCGACGAGGAGGGCCGCUUCAGACUGCGCGGCCUGCUGCCGGGGUGCAGGUAUCUCAUCCAGCUGAGGGCCGAAGGCAACGACCACAUCGAGAGAGCCCUGCCUCUGCACAGACCCAUAGAGGUCGGGAGCAGCGACAUCGAAGGCAUCCACAUCAUCGCUUUCCGGCAGAUUAAUCAGUUUGACCUGAGUGGUAACAUCCUGACCUCCCCAGAACACCUGUCCUCCCUGUCUGUAAAGCUCUUCAAGAGUGACAAUCUGGACAACCCCAUCCAGACCGUGACCCUGGGGCAGUCGCUGUUCUUCCACUUCCGCCCUCUCCUCCGGGACGGAGAGAGCUACGUGCUGAUGUUGCACACCACCCUGCCCAGCACUCAGUACGACUACACGCUGCCCCAGGUCUCCUUCACCUCCAGUGGAUACCACAAGCAUGUCACAUUGACCUUUAACCCCAUUCGCCGAGUGCCUGACCAAGAUGUCGCCCAGGGCUCCUAUAUUGCCCUGCCCCUGACGCUGCUGCUGCUACUCGCGGCGUACAACCACGAGAAGGUAAUUCCACUGCUGGUACAAUUGGUGAGCCGGAUGCAAGGGGUGCGAGGGCUGGCCCAGGCUGGCGGAGAUGGCGCCGCCCUGGAUGAAGCCAAGCGGCAGGCAAAGAGGCAGAAGACCAGGCGUACCUGAGAACCGCAGAGACAGGCCUACAAGCCCCUCCCCCCUUCCCAAAAUGGGCGGGACUCCAGGGCUGCAGGCAAGCCGGCAGACUGAUAUUGUCAAAAUGGAUUCUGUAUGGACCAGGAAAUGCCAAAUUUGAAAAUGCCCACUGCAGGGCAUCUGUCACAUCGGGCUUUUGUGAACGAGAGCCUCCCGGCAUGUUCUGGAGAAUCCAUGCUGUCAAUAUGACCUUUUUUUUUUUUUGAGCUUCUGUGAAUGAUCUGGGAGAAGGGGGGUCACUCAGUGUGACUCGUCUCCCAUGGUUUUGUCUCUUUAGUAUGGGUGGGUUGCAGUUUCUGAAGAGGGGGGGGGGGGGGGGGGGGGUCAGGAACAGGUGUUGUAUGUCUUUAAAACUACUAAUUCGGGGUUAAUUUGGGAUAGGGGAUUUGAGAAGCUAAUUUGACUGUGAAAUGUUUUAGGUGUGGUCAGGGGAUUGAGUUUGAUGGUCUCAGGGUGGAAGCGAUUUGGGAGGUGAAGAGUGGCUGGAUUCUCUGAGGAUCCAGUGAUCAGGCCACAGGCAGAUGGUUACAAGGCUUCGUCACCGUGAUUUACCAUCUCUGCAUCUGAAGCUCCUCAGCAGACUGGUCUCCCGCCUCCCACUGUCCCUCCCACUGUCCUUCCCACUGCUACUUAAUAAAAUUGUUUUUAUAUGUUUUGUUCCCCCAGAGUAGGCAGCAGACAAUGCAAUCUUAAUUUAUGUUGACUUCUUGACCAAGUCAAGUUAAAAAUAAAGACUGUUGCUGGAAUAA
This is a messenger RNA of Paramormyrops kingsleyae, 4483 nucleotides long. RefSeq names its product nodal modulator (gene nomo). Gene Ontology annotation, cellular component: endoplasmic reticulum membrane. NCBI's taxonomy places the organism in Eukaryota, Metazoa, Chordata, Actinopteri, Osteoglossiformes, Mormyridae. The record is from RefSeq and is a predicted model, not a curated record. Gene Ontology annotation, molecular function: carbohydrate binding.